CCCGUACAUAAUCUUCCCCUUGCCCCCCUGUGCCCCUCGCGUGCCCGGUCUUGAUACCUCUCAACUCCACUCCUCCCCAUUAAUAGGAUCCCGCCCAAAGAACCCUUCCCCACAAGACGACAGCAGUGUGUAACUAUGUCCGAAUGCUCAGCAUCGCUCUCUGACCAGCAAGAGACUCAACCACCGAAGCGCAAGGCCGCACAAGCAGGACUCGAUGGAAACACCACCGGACGUUCAGUAAAGAGAAGGGCUUCAAAGGCAUGUCAAUGCUGUCGAGCACGCAAAGUCAGAUGCAACGUCACCGAACAUGGAGCGCCGUGCACGAAUUGCAGACUGGACGAGGUGGAAUGCAUUGUGUCAGAAAGCAGGAGAAAAAAGAAAUGGACCAAGGACGACGACAACCACGCAGGCGAAAAUACUUCGUCGGUCUCGAGUGUGAAUCGCAAGCUCGCUUCGCGCGAGGCCCUUGACAGCAUCCAGAACCUCACCUCAGCCUCAUCGCGAAGGUCACAUGAGGCAGAACCGCGGCUUGACGAACAUGUGCCACAUUCCAUCUAUCAAACCCAUGGCUCUCGCUUGAACUCCAUCAACAGCUUCUCAGAGCUGCACCGGCGUCUUUCCGUCAAUUCACAAGCAACUACCAAUGGAUUGCCAAUCAUGCCAUUUGCGUCCUUUACCGGCGAUGCCCGGACGCCAUUUUAUGGCAAUGUUGGUCCCAAGACUUCCACUGUAGCUGACUUGCCGCUCUACAUCAAACCCCUGCCAGCGCGCAUUGGCCCCGAUGAAGUUGCCUAUUUGGAAAAGAAGGGCGCAUUGACAGUGCCCAAGUCCACCCUCCGCAAUGAGAUGCUACGGGCGUACGUUGAGUUCGUGCAUCCGUACAUGCCACUUUUGGACCUGCAUGACUUCCUACCAAUCGUUGAUCGGCCGGACGGGAGCCUCGGUAAAGCCAGCUUGAUUUUGUUCCAAGCCGUCAUGUUCGCCGGCUCGGCCUUUGUCGAUAUGCGGCAUUUGCGGAAUGCAGGCUAUGCCACACGCAAGGAAGCUCGCAAAGACUUUUUUCAGAAGACAAGGCUUCUGUACGACUUCGACUAUGAGUCCGAUCGUGUCUCUCUAGUCCAAUCCCUGCUUCUCCUGACGUACUACUACGAGACUCCAGAUGACCAGAAAGACACAUGGCAUUGGAUGGGCGUGGCGACAUCCGUCGCACACACCAUUGGGCUCCAUCGUAAUCCAGACAAGACGAAUAUGGACACGAAGCGCACCCGUCUCUGGAAACGCAUCUGGUGGUCAACUUACAUGCGAGAUCGUCUCAUUGCUCUAGGAAUGCGUCGACCGACCAGGAUCAAGACUGAAGACUUCGAUGUCCCCAUGUUGACUUUGGAUGAUUUCGAGCUUGCUCCAAUCCCGGAUACAGUGACUUGUCUCCCGCCAGAUUGCCGCGUAGCAUUCAACGUCAAGAUGCAGCGUGAGCUCGCUAUAAUGUGCAUUGAGAAAGCCAAAUUAUGUCUUUGCAUCUCCCACGUGCUCUCUAAACAAUACUGCGUGUUGAAUAACAACCAAGGCCUGAUGAACGACCGCACAACGAUGAUGCUACUCCCUAAGAAAUUGGACCCGGAGACGGGAGAGGUCAAGGCCUGUGACGAGGAGUUGCAGAAAUGGGUCAAUGAACUACCGGAGGAAGCCAAAUACACGGACAAGUUGACGGGUGAGAAUGCGCUAGAUUUGCACAGAGCAUUGCUUCAUAUGGUUUUCUUCACGACGCUCUCCGCGCUCCACCGGCCGCAAGUCCUUCCGUCAUCCCACACCGCACCAACUCCUACCGACGCGAAACAAGGCCUUGGCCACGACUUUCUCGACGUCUCUCGCCGGAACGUACGUCGGGCUGCGUCUGCCAUUACCUCAAUAGCUCAGCGUUUAGAUUCGGCUAACCUUGUCAAAUUCCUGCCCACAACCGGUGUCACGGUGCUACUUCCAGCCAUCAUCAUCCACUUGCUGGACAUCAAGGCUCCCGAGGAAGAAACCCGACGCUCUAGUCUCCGCGGCUUCUGCCAGUGCAUGGCUGUGAUGGGCAAACUCCGCGACUUGUACGCCGCCGCCGACUACAGCACCGCAUUCCUCGAAGCCGCAAUCCGGAAAGCCGGGAUCCACAUCGCCCCUAUGCAGCAACAACCGCUGGCCAAACCAUCGCCAGUAACUACGGUCGAAGAUCUCGUCGACGCGGGCAGGCGACUCGAUUUGGCUCACGAUACCCCUACUUCUCAGCAUCUUGCAGAUGCAACUCGGACGACAUUAACACCACCCCCGGACAACGGAACAACGAACAUGACACUACUAGAGAAGAUAUCCGGACCACCAGGCGCACCAGGGGCCAACGUCACCGACGAAGAGGUUGCUCGACGAUUAGAAUCCUUCCUGGCCUCCACACCACCAGAAUCCGACCACGACCACGACAAUCUCGACGCCAUCACCAUCUCACAAGACUCGGACGGGCAUUCCCAUACCCACUCCCACCACAUCCCCACCACAAACUCUCACCCUCAUACCCAUACCCUCGCCCAUGCCCACCUAAAUCACGCCCUUAAAUCUACCUCCGAACUCAACUACACCGGCUUCGCAUCCGAUCUCCCGCCAAACCCAUUCAACCAUCACCACGACUCCGAAACGCUCUUCUCUAGCCUGCCGAUGAACCACGAUUUCGACGACGGCGAUUUCGACAGUUUGCUGAACUUGGAUGCGGUGGGAGAGGCGUUUGCGUGGGAUGAGGGUGCCUUGGAGAACGGGUUGCAGAUUUCUGGGGAGAUGGGGAUGGGGAUGGGUGGUGGGGACGCGGAUUGGUUUGGUGGUGGGGGCGGUGGGGUUGGAGUGGGGCAUCUAAAUUUGGGGGAGUAG
Messenger RNA from Lindgomyces ingoldianus, 2892 nucleotides. RefSeq lists its product as uncharacterized. Gene Ontology annotation, molecular function: zinc ion binding; DNA-binding transcription factor activity, RNA polymerase II-specific; DNA binding. Lineage: Eukaryota; Fungi; Ascomycota; Dothideomycetes; Pleosporales; Lindgomycetaceae. The transcript has 4 exons. Gene Ontology annotation, biological process: DNA-templated transcription; regulation of DNA-templated transcription. The coding region runs from base 136 to 2892 and encodes 918 amino acids. The record is from RefSeq and is a predicted model, not a curated record.